GAUGCUAUAUGAUGAUAGGAAUAUUGAUCAUGUUUAAUAUAUCACACUUGUAUCACAUAAAUCUGCGAAGAAUAAUUUUAAUAAAGACUUUAUAACAAAAUGUAUAAAGAUUGUAAACAAACAAACAAAAAAAUCUAUAUUAUAGUUACCAGUUACAGUAUUACUUUUUGUCAUUUCUGAAGUGUUACAUGAGAUAUGAUGUGUAAUUUUAAGUUUUGGUGGUUACAAUAAGAAUAUGAGGCUUAAAAGAUACUAUCACAGUUAUAAUUUUAUUAUAAACUAUUAAAUUUUUAGGACUAAUACAGCACCAUUCACGGGUCCAUACGUGCCAAUGACCAGGGCUUCUGCAUUAAAAGUUCGGAGGACCCCUUCAAUUUUCGUCAAUGGGGUCCCCUCCAAAGCUGGGCGAAGAACAGGGACCCCUUAAAAAUCUGAAGAAGGGGUCCCCGGGACCCCAAAGAAUGGGUGGUUUUCACGUGACGUCAUCAGUUUUUGCGAGCUGCUUCAGCGGCCAUUUUGAUUACCCUACCGAAGCAGUGGUUACUGAAGCUUGCUAGCAACUGAUCGGUUAUCAUGGUCGUCUGCGGUAUAAAAGGAUGCGGAAACAAGCCCUGCAGUAAACGAAAUGUUCCUCUAGAUGUAUCUUUUCAUAGGAUACCCAAAAUUAUUUUGAACCAAGGCGACGAAACAAGAAUACUUACAGAAGAACGACGGAUCGUCUGUGGAAGGCUUUACCGAAAGGAUAUUACAACAGAAGAGAAGUGGAACAAAAUACUUAUCUGUUCGAAACACUUUGUUGGCGGAAAGCCAGCCUAUGUGAAUUUCCGGAACAGCCCUUCCUGGCUUCCCACUCUACACUUGGGACAUGAACGAUCAAGUACUUGCUCAGAAGCUGAGACUUCGAAAAACAGCAAACCUGACCUUGCCCAACAUUCGACCUAAAAAGAAGAAGUGCUCUGUGAAGUUGGGCAUCAGAACACUGGCCUGAGGAUUGGGAUAGAGCAAGCGAUCAGCCGUAUACAUGAAGAAGCCUCGAUUGGGA
This is a messenger RNA of Pomacea canaliculata, 1042 nucleotides long. RefSeq lists its product as uncharacterized. The transcript is spliced from 3 exons. The record is from RefSeq and is a predicted model, not a curated record. Lineage: Eukaryota; Metazoa; Mollusca; Gastropoda; Architaenioglossa; Ampullariidae. Bases 574 to 942 code for a protein of 122 amino acids.